AUGAGCGCCAAUGGCAGCUCCGUAGCGCUCACUAGUGGCGGUACCGUCGCGACCAAGCGCCGUGUUGCCUACUUCUAUGACUCGGAGAUCGGCAAUUACCACUACGGCCAGAACCAUCCUAUGAAGCCUCAUCGUGUGCGGAUGGCGCAUAAUCUCAUCACUAACUACGGACUGACCAAACACAUGGAAGUCUACCGUCCUCGACUCGUGGACUGGACAGAGCUUACCCGCUUCCACUCGGACGACUACAUCCACUUUCUACGUCUCAUCACACCUGACAACAUGCACGAGUAUAUGCGCCAGCUGCAGCGCUUUAAUGUGGGCGAAGAUUGUCCAGUCUUUGACGGCCUUUUUGAGUUCUGCCAGCUUUACGCGUCGGCUUCGAUCGGCGGCGCUGCCAAGUUAAAUGCGGGCUCUGCCGACAUUGUCAUUAAUUACUCGGGUGGGUUGCACCACGGCAAGCGCUCGGAGGCGUCUGGUUUUUGCUACGUGAACGACUGCGUGCUCGGUAUCCUGGAACUUCUGAAGACCCAUCAACGGGUUCUGUAUAUCGAUAUUGAUAUCCAUCACGGCGAUGGAGUAGAAGAGGCUUUCUACACUACCAACCGAGUCAUGACGUGCUCGUUCCACAAGUACGGAGAAUUCUUCCCCGGUACGGGCGAUAUCAAGGACGUUGGCUACGGAGACGGCAAGCACUACGCCGUUAAUUUUCCUUGCCGCGAUGGCAUGGAUGACGAAAGCUUUACGGGCAUUUUCCGCAGUGUCAUUGCUAAGGUAAUGGAGCACUUUGCACCGGGUGCCGUGUUGCUUCAAUGUGGUACAGACUCAUUGUCUGGCGACCGGCUUGGAAGCUUCAAUCUGUCGGCCAAGGGCCAUGCCGACUGCGUGGCUUACGUGAAAAGCUUCAAUAUCCCCACCUUAGUUGUUGGUGGUGGAGGUUACACACUACGCAAUGUUGCGCGUGCCUGGUGCUACGAGGCGUCAUUACUAGUGGGUGUCGAUAUCCCGGACGCGAUGCCUUACAAUGACUACUUCGAAUACUAUGGGCCUGAAUACCGCCUUCACUUGCCCGUGAGCAAUAUGGAAAAUCUUAACACACCCGCUUACCUUGACGAUAUCAAGCGUUCAAUUCACGAGAAUCUGCGUCAGCUCGAGGCUGUCCCUAGCGUCCCGUUUACGCUUGCACCUCCAUCAGCAAGUAUUCAAGAAGAUAAGGAGGCUGUGACGCGAGACCGCGAGGAAGACGACCAGCACAUGAUGGAUGUUUCGGGUGAGCGCCAGGUACAAAAAGAGUUGAAGCAAAGCGAUGCUCCGCGUCAUCCUGUUGACUUUUACGACUAA
Molecule: messenger RNA, 1341 nt
Organism: Peronospora farinosa
Lineage: Eukaryota; Oomycota; Peronosporomycetes; Peronosporales; Peronosporaceae
Source: the annotation of a GenBank genome assembly